CCUGAGGCGCUCUCAAGUUUCAGCCUUUCCUCUUCCCGUCGGGAAGUCAAGCCGCAGCCCGAGGGCCCGAACCGCCCUGCCCCGGCUCUGCCGCGCUCGCUGCUUUUCCCAGGCUGCGGAAAGAAACGCCUUAGAAAAGGGGUAGCAUUCUAACAUCACUUUUUUUUUUUUUUGCUUGCUCCUAAAUUGCCAUUACCGUAUGUGAGAAUCCGUUGCUGGAAACUACGUCAAAGGGAUCUUCUGUGUGAUUGAAACACCAUGCUGAAGAGAGCGGGGAAGGCCCAACCUUAUAAUCAAACCCCUGAUGGAGGAUGGGGAUGGAUGGUUGUGCUUCACUUUUUCCUGGUAAAUGUGUUUGUAAUGGGGAUGAUCAAGACUUUUGCAAUUUUUUUUGUUGUCUUUCAAGAAGAGUUCGAAGGUACCUCUGAGCAAAUAAGCUGGAUUGGAUCCAUCAUGUCGUCACUUCGCUUUUCUGCAGGUCCCCUGGCAGCUAUUAUUUGUGAAAUGCUUGGAGACAAAGCUACCUCCAUUCUUGGGACACUACUUGUUGCCGGUGGCUAUCUGAUCAGCAGCUGGGCCACAAGCAUUCCCUUUCUUUGUGUGACUAUGGGAUUUUUACCUGGCUUGGGUUCUGCAUUCUUAUAUCAAGUAGCAGCUGUGGUAACUACCAAAUACUUCAAAAAACGACUGGCUCUUGCUACUGCUAUUGCCCGUUCUGGGAUGGGCCUGACGUUUCUACUGGCCCCAUUUACAAAAUUCCUCAUAGAUCUUUAUGACUGGACAGGUGCCCUGAUACUGUUUGGAGCUAUUGCACUGAAUUUGGUGCCUUCAAGCAUGCUCUUAAGACCUAUCCAUGUCAAAAGCGAGACUGAUUCUCCUUCGGAAGUUCACAGUUCGUCUGCAAGUGCUCCGGAGACACAGUGUGCCACAGGAACAUCAUACUGUAAUGAGACACAAGAGUUGUUCACCAAGGACAGUAUUAUGCACAAAGCUGGACAACCUGAUAGAAUUUUUACAGUUUCACAAAAUCAAAGUGAAGAGCUCAACAAUGGGUCUAAUAGGAACAGACUGCUACUACUAAGUCAUGAAGAAAACUGUAAGCAAAAGGCCAUUUCACAGAGCUACAAACAAAAACUCUUUGACUUCUCUCUCCUGAGGAAUCCUUUCUUCUGCAUAUUUACCUGGUCUUUUCUCCUCAGUCAACUGGCUUAUUUCAUCCCCACUUUUCACCUGGUUGCCAGAGCCAAAACUCUGGGCAUUGACAUCACGGAUGCCUCCUACCUUGUCUCUGUGGCUGGUAUCAUCGAGACAGUCAGUCAGCUUAUUUCUGGAUGGGUUGCUGACCAAAACUGGAUUAGGAAGUAUCAGUACCACAAGUCCUACCUCAUCUUCUGUGGUAUCACUAAUUUGCUUGCUCCUUUAGCCACCACAUUCUCACUUCUUAUGACCUAUACCGUAUUCUUUGCUGUCUUUGCUGGUGGUUAUCUGGCACUGAUACUUCCUGUACUGGUAGAUCUGUCUAAGAAUUCUAGAGUCCACAGGUUUUUGGGACUUGCUGGUUUCUUUGCUGGGAUGGCUGUGCUUUCUGGACCUCCUAUAGCAGGCUGGUUAUAUGAUUAUACAGAGACAUACACCGGCUCUUUCUACUUCUCUGGAACAUGCUACCUCCUCUCUUCACUUUCCUUUUUCUUUGUACCACUGGCUGAGAGAUGGAAAAGCAAACAGUUUCCAGAAGAAAGGAGGACUACAAUCAAGUGAAAGCUUAACAAAGAAAAUCUAAAUUAGUAACUUUGUGGAAAUAAAAGCUUGGAAAGAAAAUAAUUAUUAUUUUUAAUGC
Messenger RNA from Octodon degus (degu), 1837 nucleotides. RefSeq names its product solute carrier family 16 member 4 (gene Slc16a4). Gene Ontology annotation, molecular function: monocarboxylic acid transmembrane transporter activity. Lineage: Eukaryota; Metazoa; Chordata; Mammalia; Rodentia; Octodontidae. The record is from RefSeq and is a predicted model, not a curated record. The transcript is spliced from 9 exons. The coding region runs from base 259 to 1758 and encodes 499 amino acids. Gene Ontology annotation, biological process: monocarboxylic acid transport; transmembrane transport.